Messenger RNA from Euleptes europaea (tarantolino), 1270 nucleotides. RefSeq names its product arrestin domain containing 2 (gene ARRDC2). The coding region runs from base 1 to 1254 and encodes 417 amino acids. The record is from RefSeq and is a predicted model, not a curated record. The transcript has 8 exons. Gene Ontology annotation, cellular component: cytoplasm; plasma membrane. NCBI's taxonomy places the organism in Eukaryota, Metazoa, Chordata, Lepidosauria, Squamata, Sphaerodactylidae. Gene Ontology annotation, biological process: protein transport.
AUGCUCUUCGACCGGGUGAAGCGGCUGGCGGUGGUGCUGGCGGAGGGUCCGGCGGAGGGUGCGGAGGGGUCGGCGGGGCCGGGCUGUGCGCCGGCCUUCGGGGCGGGGUCGCGGGUGUCGGGGCGGGUGGUGCUGGAGCUGUCGGGGGCGGCGCGGCUGGGCGCGCUGGGGCUGGAGGCGCGCGGCGUGGCGCGGGUCCACUGGACCGAGUCGCGCUCGGCCGGCUCCAGCACCGCCUACACCCAGAGCUACGGCGACCGCGUCGACUUCCUCAGCCACCGCCAGCCCCUCCUCGACCCCCACGACGGCGGCCAGGUGACGGUGCUGCCGGCCGGACGGCACGAGUUCCCCUUCGCCUUCCAGCUGCCCGAGAGCCUGGCCACCUCCUUCGAGGGCAAGCACGGCAGCGUCCGCUACUGGGUGAAGGCCAAGCUGCAGCGGCCCUGGGCCCCCACCAAGCGCGCCAAGCAGGACUUCACCGUCAUCGAGCCCGUGGACAUCAACACCCCCGCCCUGCUGGCUCCUCAGGCCGGUGUCAAAGAGAAACUGGCUCGCACCUGGUAUCGCAACCGGGGACAGGUGUCCGUCUCUGCUAAGAUCGACCGGAAAGGCUACACACCAGGUGAGGUCAUCCCCAUCUUUGCUGAAAUCGACAACGGCACCACUUGCUCGGUGGUCCCCAAAGCUGCCAUCAUCCAGACGCAGACGUUCCUGGCCCGGGGCACCAAGAAGCAGAAGAAGUCGGUGGUGGCCAGCAUCGUGGGCGACUCCAUCCCGGCCCACAAGAGGGAGGUGUGGCACGGGCGGGCCCUCAAGAUCCCCCCCGUGGGGCCCUCCAUCCUGCAGUGCCGCAUCAUCCACGUGGAGUACGCCCUCAAGGUCUGUGUCGAUGUUCCUGGGACUUCCAAGCUGCUCCUGGAGCUUCCCCUGGUGAUCGGGACGAUCCCGCUGCAUCCGUUCGGCAGCCGAACCUCCAGCGUCAGCAGCCAGUACAGCAUCAGUCUGGAUUGGCUCCAGAUGGGCAUUCCUGAACAGCCCGAGGCUCCGCCCGAUUACUCCUCUGUGGUGACCAGUGAAGAAGAACCCACCGAGAACCUGUGCCCUCCUUGCCAGGAUGAAGCCCCCAGCAUCUUUGAAGGGCCCUUCUUUGCCUACAUCCAAGAAUUCCGCUACCGGCCUCCCCCCCUCUACUCAGAGGUGGACCCCAAUCCCCCCUCAGACAACUCCAUCCGCCCGCGCUGCAUGACGUGCUGAAGGAAGCCUUGCCGGA